Sphaeroforma arctica JP610 is the source of this 255-nucleotide messenger RNA. RefSeq lists its product as hypothetical. Lineage: Eukaryota; Ichthyosporea; Ichthyophonida. The record is from RefSeq and is a predicted model, not a curated record. The transcript has 3 exons. Bases 1 to 255 code for a protein of 84 amino acids.
AUGUCUUGUACGGUACAAUUCGGUACGCCCACGCCCAAAACAUGGCCUAGCGUAUCGGAACUGCCUGACUACAACGAUAAAUUCCCUAAGCUGAAACCCAAACCAAUCACCAAUGUGGUCAAGAACCUAGACCCUCUAGGUGUCGAUCUGCUAGAGAAAAUACUGGUGCUCGACCCCGCUAAGCGAAUGUCAGCCAAGCAGGCGCUGCUGCACCCUUACUUCGAAGACUUGCAGAACCAUGUCAGAAAUAUGUAG